CGUGCCCAAAGGAGCAUUGUCCAGCAUAACAUACCUUCCGUUUCAAGUACUUCCAGCAUUGCUUACCUUGCGUACUGAAACUGCCCCUUGCUUCCGGAAAAUUGAGGCCCACCACCACCACCACCACCACCUCCAAACUCCUCCGCUAGAUGGGGAUCCAAACAGACGAACCCAUGACAUUCAUGACUGAUUUCCUCCGCCAGUGCGGUGGCUAUGCUGUCAUCGACGGCGGCUUCGCCACCGAACUCGAACGGCACGGUGCUAACCUCAAUGACCCUCUCUGGAGCGCCAAAUGCCUCAUCAGUUCCCCUCACCUAGUCAGAAGGGUACACCUAGACUACCUUGAAGCUGGUGCAAAUAUUAUAAUAUCUGCAUCUUAUCAGGCUACUCUUCAGGGUUUUGAGGCUAAGGGCUUAUCUAGAGAAGAAGGUGAGGCCCUGCUCCGCAGAAGUGUUGAAAUAGCACGAGAGGCACUGGAUAUUUAUCGUGACCGGGGCGCCAAAAUUUCCUGGGAUGUCUUAGAAAACGGAAAUAUUAUGAAGCAGCGCCCUGUCUUAAUUGCAGCCUCCGUGGGCAGUUAUGGGGCUUAUCUGGCUGAUGGUUCGGAAUAUAGUGGGAUCUAUGGUGAUUCUGUCACUUUGGAAACUUUGAAAGAUUUUCACAGGAGAAGGGUUCAAAUUCUAGCUGAAUCCGGUGCUGACCUAAUUGCAUUUGAAACGACUCCAAACAGGUUGGAAGCAAAGGCCUAUGCUGAGCUCCUUGAAGAAGAUGACAUAAAGAUUCCAGCCUGGUUUUCUUUUAGUUCAAAGGAUGGGACCAACAUUGUCAGUGGUGAUUCCUUGUUGGAGUGUGCUUCAAUAGCCCAUUCAUGUAAGCAAGUUGUUGCUGUUGGAAUAAACUGCACCCCUCCUAGAUUUAUUCAUGGACUUAUUCAAUCGAUUCGGAAGGUUACUAGUAAGCCGAUACUCGUAUAUCCGAACAGUGGGGAGACUUAUAAUGCUGAUCGAAAGGAGUGGGUGCAAACAACCGGAGUUGCAGAUGAAGAUUUCGUGUCGUACGUGGGCAAGUGGUUUGAUGCUGGAGCUUCCCUUGUUGGUGGAUGCUGCAGAACAACCCCAAAUACUAUCAGAGCAAUAUCAAAGGUUCUCUCGAGCAGAUCUUCCACCAUUACUACCCUGCAGACUGAGUGAGUGAAACAAACUGCCAGUUUUGAUGUCCAUAUACUAUGACAAAGGAAAUAAGGAACUUUGAGAUUAUGCUUCAAGGGCCAUUUUAGACUAAUAUUUUCAUGAUUAUGAAAAGACCUUCUCUUUUUUUCUUUUUUUCUUUUUUUUUUUCUCUCUUGUUACUGGAUUUUAAACUUUAACCAGUUUGUAAUAUACUAAGUAGGGAUGACUAUCUCUCUCGACUGGAUUUUCAACUUUAACCAUUAAUUGGUUCAUUUAUUAUAA
Cornus florida is the source of this 1451-nucleotide messenger RNA. Its product is annotated as homocysteine S-methyltransferase 2-like. The record is from RefSeq and is a predicted model, not a curated record. Lineage: Eukaryota; Viridiplantae; Streptophyta; Magnoliopsida; Cornales; Cornaceae. The transcript is spliced from 7 exons. The coding region runs from base 150 to 1190 and encodes 346 amino acids. Gene Ontology annotation, biological process: S-methylmethionine cycle. Gene Ontology annotation, molecular function: S-adenosylmethionine-homocysteine S-methyltransferase activity.